Xenopus laevis (African clawed frog) is the source of this 3582-nucleotide messenger RNA. Its product is annotated as LON peptidase N-terminal domain and RING finger protein 1. Bases 147 to 2195 code for a protein of 682 amino acids. The record is from RefSeq and is a predicted model, not a curated record. Lineage: Eukaryota; Metazoa; Chordata; Amphibia; Anura; Pipidae. The transcript has 12 exons.
GAAGUGUUGCCCUGUGCUCACGUGACGUGCUCGCCUCACGCAGCGGCUGAGUUUAUGUAACCGGGAGAGGGUUGGAAGGUUUUCCCUGUAGUAAUGCUGGCAUUGUAGUGUACUGACUAGAGGUUUAGGGUGGCCGCUCCAGGAUCAUGUCAUCCCCCGCCGUGCCAGAUGGGAUACCGUGGCUCAGGGAACUGCUGCUGGACUCUCACUCGCCGUCCAACCCCCGGCCCAGACAGCUUGAAGCAUUGCUGGAGUAUCUAGUGCACAAAUACAGCUCGUGGGCUGCCCUCAGUAAGGAUGAGGCGGGCGGCUUCACUCUGACUUGCCCGGGCUGCGGGGGGUUUCUUAGGGAGCCGGUGAGCGUUCAGUGCGGCCACAUGUACUGCCGCUGUUGCUUGAGAGGAGAGCCCAGGAGUCGGUGUCGCCUGUGCCGGGAGGAGAUGGGUGGAGCUCCACGUAGGACCUGUGUGUUACUUCAGCAGCUGGCGGACAAAUGGUUCCCACGACCACUGCCGGGGGCUAAAAGUGACCGGGAUGAGGUGAUCUUUCAGCUGCUGGGAGCCGGGGACUAUGCAGAGGCCCUGCGCACAGUCAAGAGCUUCAUGGAGACGGAUCCAGAUGAUUUAAUACUACAUGUUUACAGAGCCGACUCGUAUGCUGGUAUAUGUGAAUUUGGGAAGGCUCACAAUGAUUUGGACUUUGUCCUUUCUAUGCAAAACAACUGGCCGGAGGUGUAUUAUAAGAAAGCCAAAAUACUUCAGGCCAGCGGACAUAUGUAUGAAUCCCUGACAUUUUAUCUUAAAACCCUGGCUCUGGAUGAAACCUACGAACCAGCUAGGUCUGAGGUUGAAACGAUUCUCUGUGACUUCCUUGCUCCUGCUCAAGACACAGUAGAAGGUAUUCUGAAGGAUUUGGAAAGAAGCUCCUUACCAAACAGUCAGCUGAAACUUUUUGUGCUGGGGGCAGAUAAAGAAGAUGUUGCUUAUGAUCUACCAGGUUUGGAGCAGCAUGAAGAGGUGCCAGAAACCACAAAGGAUUUUAGCAAAAGCAUCCACAGAACAUCUUCUGCGCAUACCAUUCACUCUAAGCCUCACGCUGGAGAUGAAAGCUUAAAAAGGGUGACCUCUGAACCUAUACUAAGGAACCACGAAACAGGAGUGCUACUGAAAAGGAAAUUCUCCCUUUCUGAGCAAGAUGCAAAUAUAUGUGAGGAUGUGAGGAAAAAGCACAUAAAGCAGGGAGAAUCCGCACGACUAGAGCUCAAUGGAAAAUCUGUUUCCGAUGCCAUUAUUGAUGUGGUUGACUUUGAAUGUUCACUAUGUAUGAGACUGUUCUAUGAACCAGUGACCACACCAUGUGGGCAUACAUUUUGCAAGAAGUGCUUAGAACGAUGUUUAGAUCAUUCUCCACAUUGUCCCUUAUGCAAAGAAAGCUUAACCGAGUUCUUGGCCAAAAGAAGUUAUAAUGUGACUCACCUCUUGGAGUAUCUGAUUAAAAUGUAUCUCCCUGAAGAGCUCUCUGAAAGGAAGAGGAUUCACGAAGAAGAAACUGCAGAGUUCUCAAACUUAACAAAGAAUGUGCCAAUUUUCGUCUGUACAAUGGCUUACCCUACUGUGCCUUGUCCUCUUCAUGUGUUUGAGCCUCGGUAUCGACUGAUGAUCCGAAGAUGUAUGGAAACUGGUACAAAACAAUUUGGGAUGUGCAUAAGUGAACCUGAAAAUAGUUUUGCAGAUUAUGGUUGUAUGCUGCAAAUAAGGAAUGUUCAUUUCUUGCCUGACGGACGUUCUGUGGUGGAUACAGUUGGUGGAAAGAGAUUUCGGGUCUUGAAUAGGGGAAUGAGAGAUGGUUAUAGUACUGCAGACAUUGAGUACUUGUCGGAUAUUGCGGUUGGUCAGGAAGAAUUUCAGCAACUCAAGGAGCUUCAUGAUGCUGUGCACGCACAAGCCCGCUGCUGGUUUCAGAACUUGCGCAACAGGUUCCGCAGUCAGAUACUACAUCACUUUGGAGCAAUGCCAGGAACAGAGCAGGAUAUACAGGCAGCCCCAAAUGGACCCGCUUGGUGCUGGUGGCUUCUUGCAGUUUUACCUGUGGAUCCCAGGUAUCAGCUGACAGUAAUGUCUAUGAUGUCCCUUAAAGAUCGCUUGUUGAAAAUCCAGCACAUCCUCACCUGCUUUUCUAGAGACCAGCCCAAAUGACUAGCCGCCUUCAGCGCCCUUAAGAUGUAUCCAGCCCUGACUGUGGUCACAGCGGUGCUUUUCACUAUCUUUGCACAUUUAAUCUUGGUAUAAAUUGCAUUUAUGGAUCUCAUAAGUAACAGAAUGUUUAAUGCGGACUUAUUGGAUGGCUUGUGUGUUACAGUAAACAGUGCACUAUGUAAAAAAAAAAAACAAAUUCGUUUUUUGGGUAAAUUUGAUUUAUUUAGAAUGUAUGGAUUCCAAGGUGUAUACCAUUCUGCUGCAUUUUUGUAGUCGCUGAAGUUCACUUCCCGCAAAUUGGGGACACGGUAUACAUUUUUCCACAAGGUAGUCCAUGCAAACGAAUUAUUUAUUAAUAGUGCUGUGCGUUAUUUUAAACUUACCAAUGACUGAAACAAUUACUUUCUGUCCAAGUCUGCACAUCGUUGGGUUGAUCGACCACUACAUGUUAAAUGUAUGCGCCUUUUGAGAACAGAGAUGGCAGGAGCCUGUGUGCUAAUCUGUGUAAGACUUGCAGGUUUGAAACUGGCAAUUUAGCUAGAUUUUAAAGGAGAACUUAACCCAUAUGGGGGGAAAAAAACCCUACCCUACAUAGAUCCUGCUCCCCCCAGCCUAGCUGCUACCCCUGGUAAAUGUCCCUAGCUCUUUACUUACCGCUCGGUGCAGAUUCAGGGAAUCGGAGUUCAUGGGCGCAAUAUUCUGGUAUUUCGGUAAUCUUCGGUAUCAGCACAUGCGCAAUUGGAGCAAUAUUCUGUUUCGCGACAACUGCGCAUGUGCCAAAAGUCACGGAAAUUGCAAAAGUGAAGGAGGAAGACCCGAAGAUGACCAAAAUGCCGGAAGAUGGUGCCCAUGAACUCUGAAUGCCCUGAAUCUGCACCGAGAGGUAAGUAAAGAGUAAGGGGCAUUUUCUUCAUCAAAUAAGUAAUAUAAUUAGUAAGACUCUAUCUUAUAUUAAGGGGUUACAGCAUUACUUCGCACAUAUAUGGUGACCCUAAUCCUUCCACAAAAGCCAGGCAAGUUAUUUUUAGUGAAACUCUUGGCUUAUUUAAGAUCUGUAUCUCCAAAGAUGCCCCAGUAGCUCCCCGUCUUCUUUUCUGCUGAUUCACUGCACAUGCUCUGUGCUGCUGUCACUAAAGGUGGCAACAUCGCCAAACGAGCGGAUCUUUCCCCGAUAUGCCAUUAACGAGCAUGGCUAUAUCGGGGGUAAUCUGAUUGUUCGGCGAACAGUCCGAUUACAAUGCGUGAUGUGUUCCAUCGGGAUCGGUCGGGUCAAAAUCAACCCUGACGGAUCGACCAAAUGACCGAUCUCCGCCGGAUGAAAGAUGUCGGCAUGUGUGUCUAUGGCCACCUUUACUGAGCUUAGGGACCCACUCACAAUAUACAGUAC